UAAAAACAGCCAUGUUUCGUUGUCAAACAAAACAUUUGCUCACUGGUGAAAUAAAACAAAGUGCCAAUUAUGGACGACUUAUUGUCACUGAUGCUCAAUCACGAAUGCCACCAAAAAUUAUCGCUACAAUAGGCUAUAAUAAUAAUAAUGGUGGUGUUAAUAGUCCAACUAAUAAAAAUUUCGGUUAUAAUCGAAAACAAAAAGUGAUAGCCAAUUUUGGUGAUAUUAUCGAGCUACCAUGUUUAGUACAAGCUAAUCCUUGGCCAACAUUCACCUGGUAUCGAAUGAAUCAUAAUAAUAAAUAUUCAUCAAUUACACAACCAAAAAUUUAAUGAUCCACAACAUCAAUCAUCAUCAUCAUUGUUAACGCCUAUAUUGAGUGGCGCAAAAAAUUAUUCAAAUUGAUAGUUCAU
Messenger RNA from Dermatophagoides farinae (American house dust mite), 413 nucleotides. Lineage: Eukaryota; Metazoa; Arthropoda; Arachnida; Sarcoptiformes; Pyroglyphidae. The record is from RefSeq and is a predicted model, not a curated record.